AGGGCAGCCCAAGUGAAUUUGGGCUAAUCGAGGCCCCGCCAACAGGGAAAGGGGGAGGGUACUUUUCUGGUCUGUUUUUCUUGGGCAUAUUCUUGUAUUUUGUUGCCAAAGAUCAAUGGAUGUAGAACAAUGGCUUUCAACAGACCUACCGAAGCUCAGUGUCACAUGCUGGUCAAUGAGUACCAGGCAUGUAAAAGGAAACUGGAAAGUAAGAAGGAGGCCCUUGUCAUCAUGGCCAGGGAACUGGAGAACACCCAGAAAGAGCGGGACCAGUUCAAGCUGAUGGCUGACCAGCUGAGGGAGAGGUAUCAGACUCUCAGGAAGAGAUAUGAAGAAAAGGAGAGGAGGGAUGUGUCUGUUUUCCCCCAACAGGCCAAAUCUCCCACCCGAGCAUCAGACUCCCUGGACCCAUCACAGUUCAGUGAUACCAGGAGCAAGAUGUUACGGGAAAGUCUGGCCAGGAUGAGAGUUGGAGAUGAGGGUGUGGGGAACAGACACUUUCCUAAGCACGAGCGAGAAGACCUGGUCAAGCAACUUGAAGAAGCAAGAGAAAGGACUGAACUGUUGGAGAGAGAUAUGCAGGCCAUGUCUGAUGAGAAGGAGGAGAUGUCUUCUGAGAGGAACUUCCACCGCGACAGAGCAGAGAGGCUGAACGAGGAGCUGAACUACAUCCUGCGGGGAGACGAGAAGAGGAUUGUUGACAUCGAUGCUCUCAGGAUGGAAAACAAAUAUCUGCAGGAGAGAGUCAAGCAGGCCCAGGAAGAGAAGAGCCUUCUGCAGACAACUAUUGGCAAAUACAAACAAGCCUUGGACAGAAGGAAAGGGAAAGGUAUUCUGAAAAUUGGAGCUAACAGAACUGGUGGAGUGGUGGUGUCACAGAAGCAGGUCCAGCAGCUAUUACAUGGCAGGAUGGGAAGCAUCCCAGCAACCCCUUCAUCUGUGGCAGACCUGCAGUCCCUGGCAGCAUCACUAGUGGAAACCAUCAACGACAAGAACAUGGCUCUACAACAUCAGAGGAACACAAACAAAAUUCUGGGUAACAGGGUGAAUGAAUUGGAGAAGAAGCUGAAAACCCUUGAGGUGUCUGGACUGUGGAGCCUACCAGGCUUUGUGCGUUUUGUGGUGCAAGGCAGAGAAACAGGAGACAAGGCCCAGAUGGGACAAGGACUGGAGGCGCUGAUCCCCAAGAAGGUCACUCCCCCCUCCAGGAUCAACCCCUUCAACUACCCCUCCGACCAGGGAGCCUGUGCCCCUCCCCCUGGGGAGAGACAGUCCCCCGUGGGAAGUGCUGCAGAACCAAAGGAAAACGGUGCUGCUGAUGAUGACCAAGCACAGGGGGAUACAGGUACAAUGUCCCCACCUCCAGAGCUUCUGACCCCACCCCUAGGGGACCUCCUGUCCCCCCAGGAGAGCCUGUCAUCAUCUGAUGCAUGCUCAGUUGGAAAUGUGUCCCGAUUGGUCGAGGCGCUGAUAUGUGAUGGCCAAUCACCUGAGAGACCGUUGACCCUACAUUUGCGAGACCGGUCCAUGAGUUCACCAGAGUACUCUCACUCUCGUAGAAGACGAUACAGCUCUGGAGAUCUGAUGCUGUUGGAAGACUUGGUCUCUCCCACCAUCAGUGAACAGUCCUUCGGAGAGAAGGACAGGGUGAGCAUCACAGAGGAUCCCCCCAGCUGUGUGUCAGACGAGGUCAGUAGCAUGUCAGAGGCCACAGGUCAGCAGCAGGUCAUGACCUCAGAAGAAGCAGAAAACACAGGUGGACCAGAUGAUGAUAGCAUUGAGGUUACAGACCAAGAGGAAGGUGCAAUGGUGUCACGUGUUUCAGAAGCGGCAGAAGAAAUGUCUGCUUUUGAUCACAGUGGUACAGAGGAGUCCAGCCCUCUGCUUGGAGCAACAGCUCUGCCUGAAGAAGAAAAACCCCAGAAUGCACAACAUCUGUCAGAAGUUGCAAUACAGGCUGUAGAGUUAGAGGACGCUUUUGACAAAGCUACAGGCAAGCUUGGGCAUGACACAGAGGAAGGACAGUCUUCCCCUGUUAGAGGAGACACAGAACCAUUGUUGCCAAAGUAGCAACAGAGAUUUUGCUGCUCCUCCCCUCAAACUGUACGUGUACUGCCCAGCUUGUGACAGGGCUGGCUGUUCCUUCCCCUGUAGUACUAUCAGGUAGACUGAAUCAUAGAUGACCACUAUCACCCAUCAAGGAUAAAAGCUCCUUAGGUACAUGUACUUAGUUAACUACUUUACAAGCUGUAUGUAUUCCUAGUGGCCACACGUUUAUUGUCACAAAACCAAUUUAUUUGUCAGAUAUUGCAUGUGAUAUAUGCUAUAGGCAGUGGAGCUGUUGUUAUACAAAAGACAUAGCUUAAAUGAUAAAAAGCCUAGAGUUUAAGCAUGUUGCUGUUAAACUCAUAGUAACCCUUUACAUUUUGUUAGUAUGGCUGUUUUGUUUGAAUCUUGGAACGUCUGUCUUACAUGUAGCUUUAUCAGAUUGCUUACCACUAACUGUCUUAAAUACUUUUCUUUUUCUGUCACUUUUAUCCUUUAAAAUAUAUCUACCUCUUCUCAAGAGGACAAAAUGUAUGUAUAUAGAAAGUAGUAACUGUUAAUCUUGCCCUUUGCUGCUACCUCUCCAUGUUGGUUAAAGCAUAUAUACUGGCUGUUUGAUAAGGGUAGAUCUCUAAAACUAGUUAAUGUGAAGGGCUGUGGGUGUCAGGGUCAAACCGGACCCUUUAAAGACAAAGCUAAGGAAAGAAUUGAUACUUUGUAUUCUGUAAAGACAGUACAACUAUAGGAACUUUGUUAGAUAUUCAAAAAUUUAUAUGUGCCAUGUGUACCAAGUAUUUAGAGUGCAAAUGCAAGUGUUAAGCUUAUGAAGUACAAAAGGUCCAAUAAGGAAAAGGAAGGCAUUUGGGUGAAAGAUGGCAAUAGUUGAUGCAUGUCUAUCCUACUUCCUUAAGUUCCUGUAUACCGUUUUGCUGAUAAUUGUAUUUCCUUAAUUUGCAUAUAUAUUUGAGGUGUAGGGACUUCUCUGAUACCUUCUUGUUAGCUUUGGCUUAUACUUCUCUGUUGGUUAAAUGAAAAACAAAGUUAAGGAUGUUCUUUUCUGCUGAAACCAUUGAAUGGGUUAUGUGUAUAUACUCCAAAGUGACAGUAGUUGCAAGUCUGUUUGGGUUAAAACCAUGCCAAAUCUGAAGUUCAGUGUUGAAGUCUUUGAUGUGCCAAGGCAACAGAGAUCCUUGUGAUUUUAGUAUGAUCAUAGUGCCUUCAUGUAAUUCUUUGCAAUAGAAUUAAUAUAAUCUUUGCUUGUACAACUGACAAGGAUUGGAUAUUGGUUAAAGGUCAUGGUUCACCUGUCAGAUAAUAAUUUCCAACAUUGCUUUAGUUCAUGUCAUUGUUGUAUUAUCCUAGAACUUCGUACUACAGAAGCAUUGUGAGCUGUAGUAAUCUUAAAGUAUUGUAUAUUUUCUGUGCCUUAUGGUUUCUGUCUGUGAAAGAUUGUCUUUUUAUUAUACAUGUUAUGAUAGGUGUCAAUCAAAUCCAACAAUUCCCCAUCAACUAGAUAGCUUGUUAAAACGCACAACUACUAUGAAAUGGUCAUCAGACAUUUACAAAUGUCUUCUGGUUAAGGUUAUAGGGAAUCCCUAUAGAGGUAUUGAUGUAAUUCCAGGGCAAUGCAAAUAAUGGUAGGUUUAUGUAUGGUAUAGUUUAUAGUGGUUAGUUAAUUGGUUCUUUUUGUAAAUUUAUGGAAUGUGGAGUGGAUUAUGCAAUUAAGUCAUAAUAGUUUUUAUUGAAAUCAAAGGGAGCUGCAAUGAGUUUGAUGGUAUGAAACUGACACCAUAAACUACUACUUAAUUAAUCUCUGUCUCAUACUUUCCACUAAAGUCAAGUUAUGCUUGUAACAAGACUCUUACCAUACUCAUGGAAAAGAAAAGACGAGUCAGUAGUCAAUUAUCUAUUUGUAUUUCCCUCCAGAAAUUAAAUUUUGCAAAUGCUAAUAAAACCCGGCUGCUGUCUUUGCUAAUGAAAAUACAAAAGAAAAUUGUACACAUUACCAGUAGAUGGCACCAGAUAAGUGCAUUGACAAUCUAUGAUGUAUAGUUUAGGUCUUUGAAAUGUAUAUUUCCACUAUUAAAUGGAUCACCUUAUAGCCAUGUAGGCCUGUGCAAUUCUUAUUUCCUCUGCAUUACAGCAAUUUUGUAAGUCUAUAGAAUUUAAUUCUAAGACGUUUUGUGUUCAGCAUGGAAUUGUGACAUCUGUGAGCAUUGUUAUUCAAAGAUGUCAACUGGAUUUUACUUGAUUUUCUCUACUGCAAUGUACAGUUUAUGAUGUAAUUUUUUUCUUCAAAUUUUUAUUGGGGAUGUCUUGUAUGAUCUUUAAUCAAUGCUACAUUCCAAAUGAAAAUGCAUAUAUGCAAUGUAGGUAUAGGGACUGAUAAUAUGUUCAGUUCAUCCAAUUUCUGGUGACAGAAUUUGUGACCUCCAUGUAGAACUAUCUCUGUCACUCAUGGUAGUAUCAAAUGGUGUCAGAUCCAUAACUUUGCAAUGUUGAUAAGAAUGUGAAAGUUGGAUGUCGUAGGUGGAAUGAAAUUGUGAUAUAAUCUUAAGAUAAAAAAGAAUAAGAUUACAGAUGGUCUGAAUAUUUUGUUUGGGAUGUUGCGAGCUUAAGCUGCCCACAGUAUUUGUGGGAAGACUUACGGAGAAAUGUCAUGAUGGUUAUGCCAAGUACGUGCACAUUUAGAUGGUUUGGAGACAUACAUAAUUGAUAGCAGUUGACGUAAUCCAAAUCCUCCACAUAAAUGUCAUGUUUGAUGAUAUAUUAUAUCAUAAUGUUAGAUUUAUAUCCUCAGUAUGAGAUGUAUAAGAUUCUUGUAGAUGGCGAGGAUAGAGCACUGAUGGCAAUGUUUAAAAUAUACAGAUUAAAGCUACCAGAUAGUUGCAUCUUCU
This is a messenger RNA of Branchiostoma floridae (Florida lancelet), 4943 nucleotides long. RefSeq lists its product as uncharacterized. The record is from RefSeq and is a predicted model, not a curated record. Lineage: Eukaryota; Metazoa; Chordata; Leptocardii; Amphioxiformes; Branchiostomatidae.